Porites lobata is the source of this 1327-nucleotide messenger RNA. Lineage: Eukaryota; Metazoa; Cnidaria; Anthozoa; Scleractinia; Poritidae. The record is from the annotation of a GenBank genome assembly.
AUGGGUCCGAGUGUUAUUUUGAUGUCAGUGAAGGAGCUCGACUUUUGCAAGCAACACAGACUUCUCUUGAAAUCUUCUUCUGGAAUCAUGCUCGAUGCCUGUGUUGUUUUCGGUUGUAGCAGAACAGCCGAUCCCCAAAGAGGUAUCAGGCUUCAUAGAAUUCCUUCCUUUGAUGAUCCAUGUGAGGAAAUCAUUAAAAGACGACGGAAAUGGGUGAACUUUGUCCAGCAGAGGAGAGCUAAAUGGAAGCCAACCAAGCAUUCAAAAAUCUGCUCCUUACAUUUUAAAAGGGAAUAUUUUACUCGGAUGUUUACCCUUCUUUCCGGGCAGAAAAUCCCAUCUAGUCCACGCCUGAAGGAAGACAAUCUGGGGCCUUGUGUCUUUCCCAGUAUACAAGCAAACAGCCCUGAAUUCAAAGGCUCUGCUACCAAACCUCAGUCAGCUCGAGCCAAAAUGUCAAUUGCCAGAAAGGUGAGAAAUUCAACUAAUACACUACUAAUAGAAAUACUUAAGCUUUAUACAUAUUCUCAAGCUUUUGCAAAAUCGUUUAAGUUUAGCAGUUUAUUUAUAAGCUUUCUUUUUUUAGAUUGUCAAAGAGAUGCAGGCAUCAAGCAGCACGAAAACAUUUACUGCUGGCGAGGAAAAUUCUGCAAAAGCUGACGAGAAUUCCAGGGAAGAGAAGCAUGUCAGGGAGGUGAAAACUGUCGAACUGCCUGAAGAAGAAGCAUCCACCGUGGAAGUUGAGAGCAAGAUUGGGGUUGUAGCAACUGUGGUGAAGUACAAAAUGAGAUACGGAUGUUAUGAAAUCAAGUGAAGUCGCUUCAGGCUAAAUUGGGCGUGCAUCGAAAAGACAAAAAGAAGAUUAACCUGAGGCUAAGUGAGUACUUUAUUUAUCACCAUUUCACUGGUUUAUUCGUAAUGAAUGGAAGAAAUGAAUGUUAGAUUCUUUUCCGAGUACAUGUACCCUCAACCAUCUGCGAAUUUUUCCAAAUCUAUAUAUUUUUAUAAUUUUGUCUCAUGUGUAGAUGUAUAAGAAUGAGGAAAACCAAAACUACCAGCUUUCUAUCAUAAAAAAUAGUUGAUAGUUUAUCAAGUGUACUUAUGUUUUUCUCUACCAAGCAGUUUUGGACAUAUCACCAAAGAAAAUGAAUCGACCUUACAUGUACAUGCCAAAGGUGGGGAUGCCAAUAGGGAUAGUGAUGAUGAUGAUGAUGAUGUUUAUGACUAUAACGUGCAUAAGAAGUCUGAUAAAGAAGGAGGUGGCACAGGUGACACCGAGACAGAAACGGAUGAGACUAUCGAGACUGAUGAGACAAAGAGAGAUUGA